UCAAUCCGUGUUGGGCUAUAGAGUCAUAUAGGAGGUGAUACCAGGGUUGGAAAGUAGGGAAAGUGGGACAGCAGAGGGGUCGCACAGUGUUGUGCACGCGCCUCGGCAUAGGGGAUAUGUCGCUUUCAUCUGGAUGUCUUGACAACGCGAAGUUAAUCGCGUGGUAGCGCCACGCGCCCGGAGUGUGCCAGUAUUGAAAAACCUCAGUCAUGCCAAAUUUGGGAAGCGGGGUGGAGGAAAUGGCAUUUCAGCUCUUUACGCGUUUCAGACCGAGCUAGGCGCUGCUGCUGGUGGUGAUGACGCCUUAUCAGUAAUAAAGCAGGGUAGCUGAUGAUGAUGAUGAUGAUGAUGAUGAAUUCAUGUGUUUUAUGGGCAUGGCAAACGGUACCGGCAGCAUCAUGUUGAAAUGCGUGGUCGUCGGCGACGGCGCCGUUGGAAAAACUUGUCUGUUGAUGAGCUAUGCCAACGACGCCUUUCCAGAGGAAUAUGUGCCUACCGUGUUUGAUCAUUAUGCAGUGAGUGUGACGGUUGGGGGGAAACAAUACCUGCUGGGGCUGUAUGACACUGCGGGUCAGGAGGACUAUGAUCGCCUACGACCCCUGUCCUACCCCAUGACGGAUGUCUUCCUCAUUUGCUUCUCGGUGGUGAAUCCGGCCAGCUUCCAGAAUGUAAGAGAGGAAUGGGUCCCUGAACUUCAGGAGUAUGCACCCAAUGUCCCUUACCUGCUCAUUGGCACUCAGGUUGACCUACGGGAUGAUCCCAAGACUAUUGCCAAGCUGAAUGAUGUGAAGGAAAAGCCCAUUGUGACAGAACAAGGCCAAAAGCUAGCAAAGGAGAUUGGUGCCUGCUGUUAUGUCGAAUGCUCGGCGCUGACUCAGAAAGGCUUGAAAACUGUGUUUGAUGAGGCCAUUAUAGCCAUACUGGCCCCUAAGAAAGGUGCACUCAAGCGAAGACUGGGCCCACGCUGCAUCAACUGCUGUCUGAUCACAUGA
Messenger RNA from Triplophysa rosa, 992 nucleotides. It is a transcript of the gene rhoq, whose product is annotated as ras homolog family member Q. Bases 360 to 992 code for a protein of 210 amino acids. Gene Ontology annotation, biological process: small GTPase-mediated signal transduction; cortical actin cytoskeleton organization. The record is from RefSeq and is a predicted model, not a curated record. The transcript has 5 exons. Gene Ontology annotation, molecular function: GTPase activity; GTP binding. Lineage: Eukaryota; Metazoa; Chordata; Actinopteri; Cypriniformes; Nemacheilidae.